UGAUUUCAACUCAGACAUGUUUUUCGCCUGACGGACUGUUGCGAUGGAGAUAAUGGCAGUGAACCUGCCGUCGAGCGCCAGUCUCCCUGCGUCUCCGUGUGCCGAGGACUCGGGCUUCCCGCUGGGCUCUCUAGACAGCGAAGACUACGUGUUUGUGGAGGCUCGGCAUCCCAACAAGGUGCUGGAGGGCUUGAACAGCCUGCGGCUCAAUAAGGCCUUCUGUGACGUGACUCUGUGCUGCGGGGGGCAGGAGUUUCCCUGUCACCGCAUCGUCCUCGCCUCCUUCAGCUCAUAUUUCCAGGCCAUGUUCUCCACCGACCUGAUGGAGUCGCGUCAGGAGCGCGUGGCCAUCAACGGAGUGGAGCCGCAGAUGAUCGGGAUGCUGGUGAACUACGCCUACACGGCGGAGGUGGUGAUCUCCAAGGCUAACGUGCAGGCGCUGCUGGCGGCCGCUAACCUGCUGGACGUGCUGGCGGUGCGCGAGGCCUGCUGCCGCUUCAUGGAGCGCCAGAUGGACGAGAUCAACUGCGUGGGCAUCCACUGCUUCGCCGAGGCGCACUCGUGCCGGGAGCUGGAGCGACGCAGCAUGGAGUACAUCCAGCAGCACUUCAGCUGCGUCUGCCAACAGGAGGAGUUUCUUUCUCUGUGUGCCGAUAAACUGACCGAGAUCAUUUCCAGUGACGAUCUGAACGUGCCGAAAGAGGAGACCGUGUUCGAGGCGGCCAUCGUUUGGCUGGAGAAAAGCUCCUCGCGCAGACAGAGCUUCGAGAGGGUUCUCGAGCACAUCCGUCUGCCGCUCAUCAGUCCGUACUACAUCCAUGACGUGGUGGAGACGCUGGAUGUCGUGAAGGAGUCGCUGAAGUGCCAGAAGCUGAUCUCUGAAGCCAAGGACUAUCUGCUGCUGCAGGACCGCAGAGGAGAGCUGUACGGGCCCCGGGCUCGGCCCCGACGCGCCACAGGCACAGCUGAGGUGAUUGUGACAGUAGGAGGAGAGGACGAUAAGGUUGUUCUGCGCAGCGUGGAGAGUUUCGACCCGCUCACCAGCCAGUGGAAGAGUCUGGCCUGCCUGCCCUUCGCCGUCAGCAAACACGGCCUCGUCGUCUCCGGCUCCAUGCUGUACCUGGCCGGCGGUGAGUUUCCAGACGGCUCGGCCAGUCGCGAGAUGUGGCGCUAUGACCCGUGUUUUGACUCCUGGUUAGAGAUGGCACCCAUGAACGUGGCUCGAUCAGAACUGGGGCUGGUGAUGCUGGACGGGUAUGUGUUUGCUGUGGGCGGCUGGGAGGGCCGUUCUCGCCUGGACUCGGUCGAGUGUUAUAACCCUCACACAAACACAUGGCAGUUCAUGGAGUCGGUGAAGAUGGCGGUCACCAGUCCGGCUGUGGUGGCGCUGGAUGGGUUGCUCUAUGUGACAGGAGGAGCUGUUUUAGAAGAUGGCGAUGGCACAGACUUGGCGCAGGUGUACAACCCUAAGACCUGCGUGUGGGCCGAGGUGGCGCCCAUGCAGAUCGCCCGCUCGGGAUCGGCUGCCUGUAUCCUGAAGGGCAAGAUCUACGUCAUCGGCGGCUGGCACGCGUCCACCGAGAACACGGAUAAGGUCGAGUGCUACGACCCCAAGACCAACCAGUGGACCAUGUGCGCGCCCAUGAAGGAGCGGCGCUACCGGCCCGGCGUGGCCGUGGUGGACGGCAAGAUCUACGUUUUGGGAGGAGAGGAGGGAUGGGACAGGUAUCACGACACUAUCGAGCGGUACUGCGAGGACUCGGACAGCUGGGAGCUCGUGGGAGAGAUGCCCACCAGCCGAAGCUGGCUCAGCUGUGUGUCCCUGCGGCUCCUGAAGGACACACACACACACACCCGUCCCGGGACGGCCCUGGAGACCGAGUUCCCCGUGGACUGAGAGCAACGGUACCACACCGGCAGCAGAACCGGCCCGGGACCGAAGGCUUCAGGCUCUCAGAGCGAACGCUUCCGUAAGGAACGGAGAAGGCCUGACCCGAGCACUGGACGGUCUUCAGAAAACACUCAUGUCAUAAGCUAGUCUCCAGCGUGACCCAGCGUGAGGCUGGGUCGACGGAUCGAUGGUAUCUGUGGUGAUCGUAAGUGUGUUUGUGUGUUUUUGCGCCACAUCUCAGAGUCUCCACAGUAUCAGUUUAAUGUGAUGUUACGCUGAGCACCUCACGAUUGUGACUUGUAAUCAAGUACUGAUUUGUUUUCUAAUGAAGUAUUGUGGUGUAAAUGUUUUGUACUCUUUUUGUAUGGUGAUUUUUGUUGUAUUUAUUAUGGGAUGUUUUCUGUUGUACCGAGUAACUAGCACAGAUACACUGAAACAUGUUGACUGACAUUCAUCAGAACCGUGAAUAGUCUGCGUAUUGUGCACAGUAUGUGAUUUAUUUCAGUAUGUAUACCCACAUUACCUACUACUUUUGCCAAAAUCUGCAGGAUACAGCGACUGAGCACGUUGUGCUGGGUGCUGUAUCCCACAAUGCACCGUGUGUAACUUGAUUGUCCACUGUAUGAUGAAUGAACCUGAAUUACAGCUUCAAUUUUUACCAUC
Molecule: messenger RNA, 2554 nt
Organism: Rhinichthys klamathensis goyatoka
Lineage: Eukaryota; Metazoa; Chordata; Actinopteri; Cypriniformes; Leuciscidae
Product: kelch-like protein 20
Exons: 11
Coding region: 44-1897 (617 amino acids)
Molecular function (GO): protein binding
Source: RefSeq, a predicted model, not a curated record